AUGUUUGUAGGCCUCACGGGUUUUAAGAUCGGCUCCAUCUCGAUGGAGCGAAGGAAGGCAUCGAACGGAUCAGCGGCGGCGUUCAUCUGGGUAGUUCUCCUCCUUGUGCUCCCUCUCCGCCUCUCUGGGCUCGCUCUUACCGUUCACGAAGUGGAGUGCGUUUACGAAUUCGUGCACUUCGAAGGCGAUCUAGUCUCGGGUAACUUUGUCGUCGUCGAUCACAAUAUUUUCUGGGGUUCGGACCACCCAGGCGUAGAUUUAAUUGUUUCUUCUCCACAUGGUGACACUGUUCACACAUCAAAGGGAAAAUCUGGUGACAAAUUUGAGUUUAAGGCUCCUAGCGGUGGAAUGUACAAGUUUUGUUUUCAUAAUCCAACGAAAAUUCCAGAGUCUAUAUCUUUCAACAUCCAUGUUGGCCAUAUUCCUAGCGAGCAACAUCUUGCCAAAAAUGAACAUUUUGAUCCUGUGAAUGUAAAGAUUGCUGAGCUUAGAGAAUCAUUGGAGUCUGUUACCUUAGAACAACGGUACCUGAAAGCUCGUGAUGCCCGCCAUCGCCUAACAAAUGAGAGCACUAGAAGACGCCUAAUUUUUUAUACUGUGGUGGAGUAUCUUCUACUGAUGCUUGCCAGCGUUCUCCAGAUUUGGUACAUUCGCCGAUUGUUCAGCAAAUCUGUUGCUUACAACCGAGUUUAACUUUGAGAUCAUAGCUAUAAUUUUCUGAAUUUUAUGUACCUUAUUAGUUUCUCUUUUCUGAAAUAUAACAUUUAAAAAAUGCUUACUACUGAAUAAUUUUUUGCGUGGAAAUUCGUUAUAGAAUCUGUCUUAAUGGACUUUUCA
Dendrobium catenatum is the source of this 837-nucleotide messenger RNA. Its product is annotated as transmembrane emp24 domain-containing protein p24beta3. The coding region runs from base 1 to 693 and encodes 230 amino acids. The record is from RefSeq and is a predicted model, not a curated record. The transcript has 4 exons. Gene Ontology annotation, cellular component: endoplasmic reticulum; Golgi apparatus; endoplasmic reticulum-Golgi intermediate compartment. Gene Ontology annotation, biological process: endoplasmic reticulum to Golgi vesicle-mediated transport; intracellular protein transport; Golgi organization. NCBI's taxonomy places the organism in Eukaryota, Viridiplantae, Streptophyta, Magnoliopsida, Asparagales, Orchidaceae.